Telopea speciosissima is the source of this 3005-nucleotide messenger RNA. RefSeq names its product TMV resistance protein N-like. Lineage: Eukaryota; Viridiplantae; Streptophyta; Magnoliopsida; Proteales; Proteaceae. Gene Ontology annotation, molecular function: ADP binding. Bases 1 to 2487 code for a protein of 828 amino acids. Gene Ontology annotation, biological process: defense response; signal transduction. The record is from RefSeq and is a predicted model, not a curated record. The transcript has 5 exons.
AUGGAGUACUACUGCUUUCAAUUCAUUUACUGUGAUUUUCUGAGAGGCACGCGGAAGUUGCCUAAUACUUUCCUCCGCCAAAAUCAACUCGGAAACCAAGAAAGCUACUCAUCAAAACCAACUUGUAAACCAAUAAGCGGCUUCGUUGAGAUAAAAGAAAGAGCUCUUUCAGCAUCUUAUUUUUCUUUAAUUGCAACUACAACUUCCAACUUCCAACUUCAACUUCAUGGCAGCACUAGAUUUGGUUCCCCCUCCUCCUCUGCUGCCUCCACAAGUACUGGAUCUUCGAGUUACGAUGUGUUUCUCAACUUUAGGGGUGAAGAUACUCGUAAAAACUUCACUGGCUUCCUUUACAAAACUCUGAAAGAUAGAGGGAUUAAUGUCUUUAUUGACAGUGAAAAUCUGUGGACUGGAGAAGCAAUUGGCCCAGCCCUCCAUAAAGCGAUUGAAGGCUCCAAAAUCUCAAUCCCUGUCUUCUCCAAAGGUUAUGAGGAUAGCAAAUGGUGCCUGCAGGAACUUGCUCAUAUAGUUCAAUGCCAAAGAUCCCACAAUCAAAUUGUCCUCCCUAUAUUCUUCUACGUUGAUCCAUCAGAUGUUUGGAAUCAGACCGGAACUUUUGAAGAAUCAUUCCAAAAACACGCGACAAAGAAUUUCGAAUCCUCUACCAUAGAGAGUUGGAGGGAAGCUUUAAGAGUGGUAGGGAAUUUGAAAGGAGAAGUUCUCGACGAAACUAAGGAUCAAGCAGAGUUAGUUGAAUUAGUUGUCAAAAGGGCUCUGGGUGAAUUAGUCAGUAGCACGCACUUGGCUGAUUGUAAAUACCGUAUUGAUAUGGAUUUUAGAGAAAAUUAUCUAUUAUCAUUAUUAAAUAUUGGCUCCAAUGAUGUUCAAUUCGUGGGAAUCUGUGGUUUCGGUGGCAUCGGGAAGACAACUAUUGCCAAAGUUGUGUAUAAUCGCAACCUUUCAACAUUCAAUAGGCAUAGUUUUCUUUCAGACAUUAGAGAACAAGCGACGCAAUGCAUGGGUCUAGUGUCGUUGCAGAAGCGAUUUCUUACAGAUAUCUUCCAAACAGACUUUGACAUAGGUGAUAUUCAUAGGGGGAAAAAACUGAUAGAAGAAAGAGUUUGUAAAGAGAAGGUUCUUGUUGUUCUUGAUGAUGUGGACGCUAAAGAACAGAUAGAUGCUUUGGCUGGUGGACUCAAUUGGUUUGGCCAAGGAAGUAGGGUCAUAAUUACAACCAGAGACGAACAUAUUUUGAACAUGGCUAACGUCAAUAGAGAUAAAAUAUACUGGCCUCAAUUGCUAGAUCAUGAGCAUUCUCUUCAACUAUUUAGUUGUCAUGCCUUUCAAAACAACCAACCUCCUGAAGAUUAUAUGCAACUCUCACUUGAUGUGGCAUUCCAUUCUGGAGGGUUGCCUUUAAUUCUAGAGGUGUUCGGGUCUUACUUAUUAGACCUAAGUGACAGAGAAGAGUGGGAGAGUACAUUACAAACAUUGAAAGAAAUCCCUCCUGAAGAAGUCCAGAGAAGGUUGAAGCUAAGCUAUGACAAUCUAGAGAACGAUUUUCAAAAAACCAUAUUUCUUGAUGCUGCAUGCUUUUUCAUUGGAUGGGAGAAAGAAGUUGUAAUUUCCAUAUGGGAAGCUUGUGGCUAUCAUCCCAAAUCAGCAAUAUACAGAUUAAUUAAACGAUCCCUCCUAAAAUUUGAAGGCGGAUUGGGUUGUGAACACUUGACAAUGCAUAAUCACAUUCGAGACAUAGGAAGAGAAAUUGUCUUAGAUGAAAGUCGUAUGGAGCCGGGGAAACGUAGUAGGUUAUGGUCUGAUGGCGAAAUCUUGGAAGUAUUAGAAGGACACACGGGAACUGAUAUGAUAAAAGGCAUGAGUCUCCCCGAUCCCUCAAGGCUGCUUAUUAAUUUAACUAGCGAAUCUUUUGAGACGAUGCCCAAUCUAAGAUUUCUUAACAUUAGUUCAGCAAAAUUUAUGGGAGACUUUUCGCGCUUUCCUUUUGCGUUAAGAUGUUUCAUGUGGAUAAAUCACUCUGAAAUUAUUUUACCAACCAAUUUUUAUCAUAAGAGAUUAGUUUAUCUCAAUCUAUCAGGCAGUAAUUUUAAACAAGUUUCGAAUAUCAAGCCUGAAGAUGAGAAUAAGCGGUUCCAAAAUUUGAAAGUUCUCAAUCUUAGUUACUGUAGAUAUCUAUCCAAGUCCCCAGACUUUUCAUGGUUUCCUUACUUGGAGCAAUUAGAUCUUCAAUCAUGUGAUUCCUUGGAUGAGUUAGACGAGUCCAUCAGGCAAUUGAGUCAGCUUAAAAGUCUACUUCUCAAAAGGAGCAUCCUCAAGAAGUUGCCCGAGUCCAUUGGUGAUCUAAAAUCACUAGUCAAGCUUAACUUGAAGGCAACACAAAUAGAAGAACUCCCAGACAGCAUUUCCAGGAUGAAUUCUCUCAAAGAGCUUAUUCUCAAUCAGUGCAACUCACUCAAAAAGUUGCCCUAGUCAAUUGGUGAUCUAAAAUCCCUAGUCAAGCUUGACUUGUCAGAUACAGAAAUAGAAGAACUCCCAAACAGCAUUUCCAGGAUGAGUUCUCUCAAAGAGCUUAUUCUCAAUCAGUGCAACUCACUCAAAAAGUUGCCCGAGUCAAUUGGUGAUCUAAAAUCCCUAGUCAAGCUUGACUUGUCAAAUACAAAAAUAGAAGAACUCCCAAACAGCAUUUCCAGGAUGAGUUGUCUCAAAGAACUUAUUCUUAUAUGUUGUGGCUCACUCGAAAAGUUGCCUGAAUCAAUUGGUGAUCUUAAAUCCCUAGUCAAGCUUGACUUGUCAAAUAUAGAAAUAGAAGAACUCCCAAACAGCAUUUCCAAGACGAGUUGUCUCGAAGAACUUAUUCUUAAUUCAUGCUUAUCACUAAAACAAUUGCCUGAGUCAAUUGGUGAUCUAAAAUCCCUAGCCAAGCUUGACUUAGCAUUUACAGACAGAAGAACUCCCAGACAGCGUUUCCAAGAUGAGUUCUCUCAGAG